AUGAGUGGCAAAGUGGAGUAUCCCUACCAGAAAAUCGACUUCGAUGAGAAGAUCGUUUACACCAUAGCCUCGGUCGCUGUGUACUUGCUUGCCGGUCUUCCACUGAGAAACGUUGCGCAGGACCGCAUUGCCGAUCCGUUUGGAUGGCUGCGGGUCCCCUUGGCGUCUCAGGCCGGAACGGCGCUAGAGUUUGGGCUGCUGCCUGUCGUCACGGCCGGUUUCCUGUGGCAGAUUCUCGCGGGAUUCAAAGUCAUCAAAAUCAACUUCGAAUCCAGAUCCGAUAGAGAGCUCUUCCAGUCUUGGCAGAAACUGACCGCGGUGUUGAUCGCCCUGGUCUAUGCUGUGUUACUCUCGUUUGCCGGCUACUUCGACCCUGUCGACCAAUUCACCUCGCCAACAACGUUGUCUAUCGGGAGCAAGCUGACCUACAUUUUCCAGCUGACGUUCAUGGCGCUCAUCACCGCUCUCCUGGUGGAGCUUCUGGACAAGGGGUACGGCUUUGGCCCGGGGAUUCUGGCAAUCAUCACUGUCUCAUCCGCCACCCAGUUCGUCACCUCGUUCCUUGGGCUCACCACCACUCUCACCGCCAGAGGUUUUGAGUCUCACGGUGCCUUGAUCCGAUUGAUCAGAAACCUCAGAAACAAGCCGUUGGGACUGGCCAUCUACGACGCAUUCACUAAAUACAACCUCGCCAACCUGACCCAGAUUUACAUCACUCUCGCCGCUCUGGCUGCUGGUGUUUACUUUGGCAACUUUAGAGUUGAGGUGCCUAUCAAAUCUGCCAAGGUCAGAUCCAUGGCCUCGGUGUACCCAAUCAAGCUCCUCUACUGCGGAGCGCUACCUGUGCUGUUCACCUACGCCGUGCUUUACAACCUCAACAUUAUCGGGUUCGCCCUCACCAGAAUUUUCAGCACCGUGCCGUACGUGCAAUACAUCGGCACGUGGAAGUUGGACGAAUUCAACUUCUCCACGUACAAUCUGACCUCGGGCUUACUCUACUUUGUGUCUGCCUCUCCUAAGGGUGCUUCUCCACUGCACUACGUCGUCAGACCGGUCACAUUUUCUCUAUUUGUCAUUGUUGUGUCAACCGUUUUCUCAAGAAUGUGGAGCAACAUUUCAGGCUCCUCUGGCAGAGACAUUGCCAAACAGUUUAAGGAGCAAGACAUCACUCUCAUUGGCCACAGAGACACGGCUGUCGGAAAAGAACUUGGAAAAAUCAUUCCUGUGGCUUCCACCACGGGAGCUUUGAUUGUGUCGGCGAUUGUGUGCGGUGUCGAGGCUCUUGGACUCUCCGGAGGUCUUGCUGUUGGAGCAUUCGUUGGCUUGUUGUGCGCUCUGACGCUUUUGGAAAGCGUUAUGACCGAGUACCAGCAGUCCGGAGGAGUGUCCUCGCAGUUUGGACAGAUGUUUCAGCAACGUUAA
This is a messenger RNA of Ogataea haglerorum, 1422 nucleotides long. RefSeq lists its product as uncharacterized. The record is from RefSeq and is a predicted model, not a curated record. Gene Ontology annotation, biological process: post-translational protein targeting to membrane, translocation; SRP-dependent cotranslational protein targeting to membrane, translocation. Gene Ontology annotation, cellular component: Sec61 translocon complex; membrane. The transcript has 2 exons. NCBI's taxonomy places the organism in Eukaryota, Fungi, Ascomycota, Pichiomycetes, Pichiales, Pichiaceae. The coding region runs from base 1 to 1422 and encodes 473 amino acids. Gene Ontology annotation, molecular function: signal sequence receptor activity; ribosome binding; transmembrane protein transporter activity.